Molecule: messenger RNA, 467 nt
Organism: Ectocarpus sp. CCAP 1310/34
Lineage: Eukaryota; Phaeophyceae; Ectocarpales; Ectocarpaceae
Source: the annotation of a GenBank genome assembly
AUGGGAAAGGGGGUGGUAGCAAGGGCGGUGCUCGCGGUGGAACUGCCGGUCUUGGACGCCACCGCACUGGACGUGGCAGAGGAGGCGCUAGUGGUCCGUGACUUCACAGGCGAGUGGAACAGAGUCGUUGAUCGAGGGGGUGUAGAGCAGGCCAGGCAGGAAAGGUUUGUGGCCGAUACCGGCGCAACCAACCACAUGUUCCCGAGCGCUAACGCGUUCGAAAACUACCAUGAGUGCGAUCGACGUUUGAGUGUCGCCGCAGGGAAGCAAGCCUUCGCCAUAGUAGGCUACGGCGACGUGAGGGUGACCAUCGGUUCUCGCGUUGGGACCACAGACCUGCUGUUGAAACGGGUCGCUCAUGUGCCGGAGCUGAAUUACAACCUCGUGUCCCUCACAGCCCUUUUGAAGCAAACCAAGGGCCGCUUAGCCGCAGACGAGCGUGAGUUGGAGGUGUUCGUUGGUGGGGG